AUGCGCCCCCAAAUUACAUCAAAAUUACAAGAAGAAUUAGCCGACAAAUCUGCUAUUAAAUGGUAUGUCGUGGCAAAAGUUCAUUUAACACGCACAACACGGGAUGGGGAAUUAGAUGCUAUUGCCCCCCAUUUCCGAUCUAAAUGUGCUAUUGAAUUAAUGGAGGAAACUGUGGAAGGUCAUGUGGAAGAGGGAUUUCAAAAACAAAAAAUCCUAAAGUCCUUCGAAGCAUUUACUCAGCGGGGAUCGGGAUGGAUUCUCGAUAAAAUAAAUCAAUUAGAUUUAUGUGUGGCAAAAUAUCAUCCGCUCGCCCCGAGUAGUUACAUCCCCCUUCCCAAAAAGCUGGCUGAUAAGAAAGCCAUUUUAAAUAUCCAGAACAUGGACUUAAAAUGCUUCGUAUGGUGCCUACUAGCACAUAAAAUGAAGAUUCACUGGAAAAAUAACCCUGAACGAGUUAGUCAUUACAUACCCUAUGAAGCAGAUAUUAAAUUAGGCAAGAUCCAGUGCCCCGUUCCAGUCACGAAAAUACCAGUCAUUGAAAGACUGAAUAAUAUCCGUAUUAACGUCUUCGGAUAUGAAGAUGAUGAAGUGUUCCCCCUCUAUGUAUCCCCUCAAGAAAAUGAGGACUGUAUUAAUUUGCUCUACAUUUCUAAUGAAGGAGGCAGUCAUUAUUGCCUCAUUAGAAACUUUUCGCGGUUAAUGGGAGAUUUAACACGUCAUAAGACAUGCACCUUUUACUGCUAUCGCUGUCUCCACAGAUUUUCAGAGGAGCGAAAUUUAAAAAAUCAUAUAACGUUCUGCAAAGAACACUCACCGCAGCAUAUUAAAAUGCCUUCAGAGGAAGAUAAAUUUCUUUCAUUUAGAAAUCAACAUUUCCAACAUCCAAUUCCGUAUAUCAUAUAUGCUGACUUUGAGGCUAUCGUCAAAAAAGUGCAUACGUCGGAACCGAGUCAUGCUACCUCAUACACACAACCCAUUAUGAAGCAUGAAGCUUGCGGGUACGCUUACAUCAUAAUAGGUCCCGAUGGCAAAAGUUUAAAACCUGCUCACGUGUAUCGAGGAUCAGAUGCGGUAGAUAAUUUUCUGCAAAAUAUCAUCCGUGAAAAAGAUGAACUUGCGGAAACAUUAACUCACAUCGUUCCAUUAAUUAUGACACCCCAACAAGAGCAGGACUUUUUAACGGCUACGAUUUGCAAUCUGUGUAAGAAGCCUCUUUAUAAGGAUCGCGUUCGCGAUCACGAUCACUUGACGGGACAUUACAGAGGAGCAUUACACAGUUUAUGCAAUCUGAAAUAUCGCUUGCAGAAAAAGAUACCGGUGGUCUUCCAUAAUUUGAAGCAUUAUGACGCUCACCAUAUAAUGCAGGGACUGGGAAAGAUCGAAGACCAUCAAAUUGAAGUCAUCGCUACGAAUAUGGAAAAAUAUAUCACUUUUGCCCUUAGCAAGAAACACAAUAAGAUCAAAGUUUCUUUACAAUUCAUCGACAGUUUCCAGUUUUUGAAUACAUCUCUUGAAAAACUGGUACAAAAUCUGCCUGCAGAAAAAUUCAACAUUUUAAAGGAAAAUGUAAGAGAAGGGGAUCUUUCUCUUCUCUUGAAAAAGGGCAUUUACCCUUACGAUUACAUCCAGUCCUUUGAGAUGUUUGAAGAGACGGCGGCGUUACCACCUCCUGCCGCCUUUCACAAUAGUUUAACGGACGAGGAGAUUUCAGCGUCAGAUUACGAACAUGCACAGGCAGUAUGGAACAGCUUCAACAUCCGUACAAUGGGGGAAUAUCACGACUUGUACGUGAAAUCAGACGUUUUACAACUGGCAGACGUAUUCGAAAAUUUUAGGAAAUUGUGUUUGCAAUUUUAUGAAAUCGAUUGUGCUCAUGUAAUGACAUCACCCGGUCUGUCCUGGCAAGCAUGUUUAAAAAUGAUUGAGCAGCCUCUAGAACUUUUAACCGAUGUAGAUAUGCAUCUCUUCAUUGAACAGGGGAUACGAGGGGGAAUUUCAGUGAUUACAAAGCGGUGGGCGCAGGCAAAUAAUCAUUAUAUGCCAAAUUACGAUUCAACAAACCCAGAGAGCUAUAUCAUGUAUCUAGAUGCAAAUAACCUGUAUGGAUGGGCGAUGUCGCAAGCAUUACCCUAUGGCGAAUUUGAAUGGAUUUCUGCGGAAGCUGUAACCCCUGAAUGGAUUCUUUCCAUUAGUGAAAAUUCAACAGAAGGUUAUAUUUUAGAAGUUGAUUUGGAGUAUCCUCCUGAACUACAUGACGCUCAUAAUGAUUAUCCUCUCGCACCUGAAAAGAAAUGUCUUCCAUCCAUUUGGCUUACAACCGUAAACUGCUCUUCUCAUACUCUCAACAUUCCGGAAUCUUCUCGUAUCCGGCAUUCGAUAUUUUCUGAGCUUUUACUGUAUUUCAAAUUGAAGGAGUUACUCCAUCUGCAACAGAAAAUUACCCAUCAUGACUCCACAUUCGCACCUACAAAGAUUGACCUACGAUGUACUGUAUCCCACACCCAUCCAGCACGCAGAGGAAAAGGUAUCAAAGUCACACUGACACAGCACAGCGACUCAGAGCUGACCUCAGCGAUCUUCACAGAUGGCUCAAAAUCUGAUGCAGGAGUAGGAAGUGCCCUAGUCCAUCUCACUAACUCUGUACAGACAUAUCACUGGAAGGGCACCUCACGGAACAUAACAGCGUCUUCCAGGCAGAGGCCUUAG
Messenger RNA from Stegodyphus dumicola, 2706 nucleotides. RefSeq lists its product as uncharacterized. NCBI's taxonomy places the organism in Eukaryota, Metazoa, Arthropoda, Arachnida, Araneae, Eresidae. The record is from RefSeq and is a predicted model, not a curated record.